Messenger RNA from Sclerotinia sclerotiorum 1980 UF-70, 177 nucleotides. RefSeq lists its product with no specific name. The coding region runs from base 1 to 177 and encodes 58 amino acids. The record is from RefSeq and is a predicted model, not a curated record. The transcript is spliced from 2 exons. Lineage: Eukaryota; Fungi; Ascomycota; Leotiomycetes; Helotiales; Sclerotiniaceae.
AUGUUCUGUGCCACCCCGGCUGGCCCUGACGGCGUUCUUAUGUGCGACGGUUUAGACUUCAACACAUUCUUUUCAACACGGGUUAGAGAGACGCAAAAGAUGCUCGCCAGCUUCAUGGCCGUGGCCAUGCUUGGAGGUUGGUCAUCGAUAAGCACGCCGUAUUCCGUACGCCAAUAA